Molecule: messenger RNA, 2282 nt
Organism: Andrographis paniculata
Lineage: Eukaryota; Viridiplantae; Streptophyta; Magnoliopsida; Lamiales; Acanthaceae
Product: dol-P-Man:Man(7)GlcNAc(2)-PP-Dol alpha-1,6-mannosyltransferase
Exons: 21
Coding region: 256-1665 (469 amino acids)
Biological process (GO): protein N-linked glycosylation
Cellular component (GO): endoplasmic reticulum membrane
Molecular function (GO): alpha-1,6-mannosyltransferase activity
Source: RefSeq, a predicted model, not a curated record
GUCAUGCCCUAAACCCUAACUCCCAAAAUACUGACAUAAUAAUACUAACAUAAUAAUAAUAACUCGCUCCAAAAUCUUCAUCGUUUCUUCAUAUUUCCGGAAGAAAAAUUACCAACGUGCUUUUCUCUGAAUUGGCCAGCUGCGAUAAACAUCAGAAUGGCUCUCAAUUCCAAAUUCGUGCAGCAGUACGUGGUUUCGGAAUUUGAUUAAGGGUAUGAUUUGCUGCUGGGUUCCAUUGCUGCCUUUUAUUUAUUCAUGGCCCCUUACACCAAGGUUGAAGAAAGCUUCAAUGUUCAGGCAAUGCAUGACAUUUUGUACCAUGGGCUUCAUAUAGAGAAGUAUGACCACUUGGAGUUUCCUGGUGUAGUGCCUCGUACAUUUAUUGGUGCCCUACUCGUGUCAAUUUUAGCUUCUCCGUUUGUACUGGUUGCUAGUUUACUACAGCUGCCAAAGUUAAUCAGUCUUUAUGCAGUUCGUUUCGUGUUAGGUGGCAUCAUCUUGUCCACACUGCGGUUCUUUCGUAUCCAGAUUAGGAAGAGUUUUGGAUCUCAAGUCGAAGCCUUCUUUGUAUUAUUGACUGCACUUCAAUUUCAUUUGCUGUUCUACUGCACCCGGCCCCUACCUAACAUACUGGCUUUUGGUCUAGUUAACUUGGCGUAUGGAUGUUGGUUUAAGAAGAGCUAUUAUGCAGCACUUAAUUAUUUGGUUUUUGCUACCCUCAUGUUCAGAUGUGACAUUUUAUUACUGGCUGCACCACUGGGCCUGGAGCUAUUGCUGACAAGAUCAGUUUCAUUGCCAAAAGCUAUAUUAUCCUGUACGGCAGCUGCUAUGUUUUGUAUAGGUCUAACUGUAAUAGUUGAUUCAUUCCUGUGGAGGAAGUUAUUGUGGCCUGAGUUUGAAGUUUUUUGGUUCAAUUCUGUGUUGAAUCGAAGUUCUGAAUGGGGUACACAUUCUUUCCACUGGUACUUCACAUCAGCUCUUCCACGUUCUUUGCUGGCAGCAUAUCCACUUUUUGUGUUGGGUGCUUUAUUUGACAGAAGAGCCUUGUUUUAUGUUGUUCCUGCUCUGUCAUUUGUUUUAAUUUAUUCAAAGCUCCCCCAUAAGGAACUCCGGUUCAUUAUUAGUUCUUUUCCAAUUUUCAACUUUUCAGCAGCAGUGGCAGCAACCAGAAUCUACAACAAUAGGAGGAAGAGUGUUUGGAAAUUUCUUUAUGUUGGCAUGCUGGCAUUGUUCUUGAUCAGUCUAGGGUGCACACUCAUGAUAUUUAUGGCAUCAUAUGAGAACUAUCCAAGUGGCCAUGCCCUCGAAGCAUUGCAUAAGAUGGCAGGUCAAUUAGAAAACAAUUCAAAGGAAGUAUGGGUUCAUAUUGACACUUUCUCAGCAAUUAAUGGAGUGUCCCGCUUCUGUGAAAAUCCUGAACCAUGGCGGUACUCAAAAGAAGAAGAUAUUCCUCUGGAGGAAUUUCAGCAAAGAAAUUUUACAUACCUUUUAAGCGAACAUGCUUUAAUAAGUGGUUAUAGGUGUCUGUUUAGCAUAAAAGGGUUUUCUGGGGCUCGUCUUCAUGUUGGAUUUCCUCCCAUAUCACUUGUCAAACAUCCCAAGGUAUAUGUCCAUGGAAAUUCCAAAAGUAAGGAUAUAAUGCAUAGAAGCUGGCCGGGGUGCUAAUCUACAGUGAGUGAGGUUUUAAUUCAGACAUGGCUACCUCUGCCACAUCUUGCGCCAGCUUCGAUUCGCAGCCAUCCCUCUCAAUCGACACAGAGCUGAAUAUUCCAAGCCGAAAUAAGUUUUGUACCUUCUUCCUUUCAAGUCCCUUAACUGUAUUUUCCGAGUCCUCACAAAAGUCUCCUGCUGUUAGAGUCAUCGUGUACCUGGAAAAAUUCGGUUUAUACUAUGCAAUGUUCAUCUGGAUUGCACAAUUUAUGACACUUUUGCAGAAACACAAACUGUCGUUGAUUUCUUUCUUUGCUUCAUCACAUGUCAUUUUACUUUAUGUCGGAUUGCUUCGCAUUCUCCCCGAUCUCAUAGCUUUCUACAAGCAAAUAGGGACAUGGCCCCGGGUGCUUCUCGUCAUUAUGGCCUGGUUUCUUGUAGGUUCAGUGACGCUUCUUGGGCUCGUUCUGACAAAAGGUGAGACGAUUCUUUUUGUUGCUCUGGCUGCAUUGAUGCCGGUUUUACGACUUCUUGCAGAGUUGAGUAAAGGAGAGGAUGAGAUUGUGGAUGAGAGGUUUGGGUUAGUUGUGGCUUCUUUUGGUGAAAGUUCGCUGUGAUUUUGGUGUGCUUCU